AUGGGUCUAAAGCUUUAUAGGUCAUCUGCGUCAUACAAUCCAGUUGUAUAUUCUUUACUUAAUAUUCUUAUUCAUAAUAAACAAGCAAAAGCAUUCGUUUCUGAUCAAGCAAUUGAAAUGGCGUUAGAUGAAAUGAAAGAAUUUGAUCAAAAAACAGCAUCAAAUAAUGAACAAUUAUUACGUCAACUAAUUUAUGAUACUUAUUGUAAAAAUAAUGAAAGCAAUUGUUUACGUUCGAAUCGAAACAAACACAAUCAUGUAACACCAGAUCUUGCACAAAAAAUUGUUUUAACACUUGAUGAUUAUUUUACAGAUGAUAGUCAAGAUCAUCAUCCAACAGCCAUUGUGUAUAAUGGAAGCAAAGACUGA
Molecule: messenger RNA, 369 nt
Organism: Rotaria sp. Silwood1
Lineage: Eukaryota; Metazoa; Rotifera; Eurotatoria; Philodinida; Philodinidae
Source: the annotation of a GenBank genome assembly